AAAAACAAAAAGAUAUGGGGCAACCGGACAUAAGCCCAGCCCCACCCUACGCUGUUGAAUAGCGCAACCCUGCAGCCGCAGUGACAGCACCGGCGAGCAUAAACCCUAAACCCUACUAUGUCCGAAGAAAUGUACGGCGUGCUCCUUUAUUACAAGUACGCUGAAAUUCCCAACCUCGACGACCUCCUCACUUUCUACCACUCCAACUGCUCCUCCCUCAGCCUCCUCGGUCGUGUUCGGCUUUCUUCCCGCGGCGUCAAUGUCACCGUUGGCGGCAACUUAUCCUCUCUCGAGAUCCACAUCGAAGCCCUCAAAGCCUACAACUCUCUGUUUCACGACACUGAUUUCAAGCUCGCCAAUUGUCAUCAGCCAUUAAACGACAAAGUAGCCCAGGAAUGUGGAUUCACUUCUCUAUCUAUUCGGAUCGUCGAUGAACUUGUCACUCUCAGUUCUCAUCCGCUGUUAAAGUCACCGGAUAUCUCAAAUGCCGGAAAGCAUCUCUCUGCACUUGACUUCCAUUCUUCCCUCCACAAUACCAACAGGGAGAGUCCAGAAAAUGACCUUGUUUUACUUGAUGCAAGGAAUCUGUAUGAAACAAGAAUUGGCAAAUUUCAUGUGCCUAAUAUUGAAACUUUGGAUCCACAAGUUAGGCAGUAUAGUGAUUUGUCCUCUUGGAUAGAUGAUAACGGUGAGCGGUUGAAAGGAAAAAAUAUCCUCAUGUAUUGUACUGGUGGAAUCAGAUGUGAAAUGGCAUCGGCAUAUAUUAGGUCAAAAGGUGCUGGGUUUGAGAAUGUGUUUCAGUUAUUUGGUGGCAUACAGCGGUAUUUGGAGCAAUUCCCAGAUGGUGGGUUUUUCAAAGGAAAGAAUUUUGUUUUUGAUCACCGGAUAUCAGUUGGAAGUUCAGAUGCUAAUGUUAUUGGGACCUGCCUUAUUUGUCAAUGUUCAUUUGAUGAUUACUCGUCUCGCUGCCGGUGUGCUUACUGCCGAAUGCUUGUUUUGGUUUGUGGUAGUUGCCAGAAUGAAUCUACACAGUACGUUUGUGAGCUUUGUCAGAAACAGGGCAAGGUCGUUAGGUCAACACAAUUAAUUGAAAAUGGUGAAUCAAAAUCAUCAUUGCCAGGUGCCGAAUUCCAGAAUUUUUCUUCAGAUACUAUGUGUUUGCCUCAAGUGCCUAGGGGAGAUGAUCCAAGGACCUCAAGAAAACUGAGAAUCUUGUGCUUGCAUGGGUUCCGACAGAAUGCAUCCAGUUUCAAAGGCAGAACAGCAUCACUAGCCAAGAAACUCAAGAAAAUGGCUGAAUUUGUUUUUAUCAAUGCUCCUCAUGAAUUGCCAUUCAUUUACCAAAUCCCCGUGUCCGAGCUCAAUGUGAAUUGUGCAUCAUCAUUGCCACCUAGUCCUCCUCCACCUUUGGAGAAUUGCAAGAAGAAGUUUGCAUGGUUUUUGGCACCCAACUUUGAUGGAAGUAGUGGUGUUGAUUGGAAGGUAGCAGACGGUCCAUUCGAUGCACUUCAAUACCAGCAGCAAACUGAUGGAUAUGAUAUUUCUGUAUCACACUUGAAGAAUGUGUUUUCCCAACAAGGACCAUUCGAUGGAAUCUUGGGAUUUUCACAGGGAGCAGCAAUGGCUGCCUUAAUCUCUGCACAACAAGAAAAGCUGAAAGGUGAAAUGGACUUUAAAUUUGUAGUCCUGUGCUCUGGCUUUGCUCUCCGGAUGAAAGAGAUGGAGUGUGGCCCUAUCAAGUGCCCGUCUCUUCAUAUUUUUGGUAAUGAGCAUGGUAAAGACAGACAAAUAGCUAACCAAGCUAGCAAGGAACUUGUUUCUCUAUAUGAUAGUGAUUGUUCUGGGAUCGUUGAGCAUGAUUGUGGUCAUAUAAUUCCUACCCGGUCCCCUUACAUUGAUGGGAUCAAGGAUUUCCUUGGGCGUUUUCUGUAAGAGGUCUCACAAAAAAUGAUCUCAAGUUUUUGAUACCAUUCAAAUUUACAUUGUUCUUGAUAUCUUGUCUUCUAUGUACUAUUGUACAAUCCCAAAAAAUUUGUACAAUGCUCAAUUGUUAUGCAAUUGCCUCAGUAAAACUAACAAAGCGACAUGUUAGGCCGUGUUGAGAGACUGAUUAAUAGGAAUGCUUUACUUGAUUGAAAGGAAGAGGAUGCACACACUAUCAAUUUCCUUUAAGUAAAUGUCUUUUUUUAUUUUAUUUUAAAAUUUUAAAUUCCUGCAGA
Molecule: messenger RNA, 2219 nt
Organism: Glycine soja
Lineage: Eukaryota; Viridiplantae; Streptophyta; Magnoliopsida; Fabales; Fabaceae
Product: rhodanese-like domain-containing protein 6
Exons: 8
Coding region: 118-1932 (604 amino acids)
Source: RefSeq, a predicted model, not a curated record